Molecule: messenger RNA, 2561 nt
Organism: Hermetia illucens (black soldier fly)
Lineage: Eukaryota; Metazoa; Arthropoda; Insecta; Diptera; Stratiomyidae
Product: kelch-like protein 9
Exons: 3
Coding region: 487-2352 (621 amino acids)
Molecular function (GO): protein binding
Source: RefSeq, a predicted model, not a curated record
AACUUGCGUGCCCCUGCACUCCGUGUACUCACCUGGCUUUUCCACUUAACAUAUCGAACGUCACCUGAACCCGUUCAGGCUUGCUCGGGUAGUUGAUCGCAGACAGACAGGUAGAAGAGGUACAUGAUUGAGACAUGGACGAUUCUUUGAUUUCGUAGAGAAAGAAAUUCAUAAUCAAAUUGGAUUCUUGUAGCCGAAUUAUUUACAUCGCGACGUAUGUGCAAUGAACAAUGAGUUCGAUUUAGUGUCGGCGUGGUGCGCGUGUUCUUAUUUUUGUGCAAUUUAAGUGAAACAUUGUCUGGGACACCAAUCAAGCAAAGCAAACCAGUAGAAAGUGGAAUUGGUUGCAAUCAAAUUUUCAUUAGAAUUUAUUGGGCCAGUUCCAAAUGGUUCGCGUCCAAACAGUGACCGUUAGUUUAUAAUUAAAAGUGACGAUAAUUUCGGAGAAAAUUUAAUUUUAGCAUUUUAUAAAACCGCGAAACCGCGAUGACGGGCAAUAGCCUUGAGUGGACAAUAACUUUGAACCACUCGAACACUCAUUUCGAAUCACUGGCGCACUCGAAAGCCAUACUCAGUGGCCUGAACGAAUUAAGGCAGGAGGAGAAAUUAGUGGACAUAACUCUCGUGGCGCAGGGCGAGUCGUUUAAGGCACAUCGGGCUGUUCUGGCGGCAUGUAGCGAAUAUUUUAGAGCAAUGUUCACUGAACCAAUGAAAGAGGCCAAUCAGAGUGAAAUUCAUUUGAAUGGUGUCACUGCGCAGGGUCUGGAGCUAUUUAUAAUCUACGCAUAUACGUGUAAAUUGGAACUUAACCGCGAAAAUGUGCAGGACAUAUUAUCGGCGGCAAGUUACGUGCAAGUUGAAUCAAUCGUAAGUGCCUGCGCUAACUACCUAGAAACACAGAUUGACUUGGAAAACUGUGUAGACAUAGCUACCAUAGCGGAACUAUAUUCUUUAGAAGCGCUAAAAAAGAAGACUUAUAAGUUCAUCUGUUCACAUUUAGAAGAAUUCUCACGCACGAGUGAAGUAAACCGACUGACGUGGGAACAAUUUGAAUACAUCCUAAACUGUGAUUAUCCAGUAGACUGUAGUGAAGGCAAAGUCUUGCAAAUCGUCCUAAAAUGGAUUUCUACACAAAACCUUAGUUUGCAGAUAGCUCGAAAACUAUUUGAUCAGAUUCGCUUUAUAGAGAUACCACCGGAGGAUUUGGAGCGAAUCAUCAACGAAACUCAUGAAGAUCAAUCUAAGUAUUACCAUUCAUUGAUACGAGCGGCUCCAGUAGAAAAAAGAUACACAGAAGAUGACAUAAACAAAAGGCCAUUUUUAGCUGCUCGCGAUAAAAUUCUUGUAAAUUCACGCGGCAUGGAAAAAGCCAUAAUCAAAAUAGGCGGAUUUGGUGCUAAUGGCAUUACAAAUAAAAUCACAUACUAUUUACCCAGUAGGAAGAAAUGGUAUAAUUUGACCGUUAUACCUCACGUGGAGCAGUGCAAUUAUGGAACAACAGUAUUAGGCAACGACUUGUAUAUUGUAGGUGGAUGUUAUGAUGUUUGCUUACGCGAGUACAUUCACCCUUUCGGAUUUCGUUACUGUGCAACUAAGAAUAAAUGGAAUACUAUCGCACCAAUGCAACAAGAUCGCUGCAGAUUUUCGUUGAAUUCCGUUGGCAAUUAUUUAUAUGCAAUAUGUGGUGCUAGUGAACUCAGCGAUACGGAAGACUCAUGGCAUCCAGAUGUACCGCUCUCGAACUGCGAGAGAUAUAACGUAAAAACGGACUUGUGGGAGUAUAUUCCCGGCUUACCAGAAAAUCGAUCUCAACAUGCUGGCACUGUGCAUGGUUCCCAUAUUUAUAUUUCAGGCGGGCUAGAUAAAAAUAUUGUUCUAUCCUCUAUGUGGCGUUAUGAUACCAACAAUCAAUUUUGGGAAGAAUUAGCACCUAUGCUCGUACCGCGAACCGACCACGUUAUGAUUCAAUCUGAUGAUAAGAUUUACAUCUGUGGAGGCUGGUAUGAGGAUCCUGCAACAGCUAAUCGAUGUCUGGCUUCAACUAUAGAUGUAUACGAUAUUACAAAAAAUACCUGGUCGAUUGAAACAACCAUACCAACUCCAAGAUAUCACGCUGGCAUUGUCGUCCUUAAUGGAGUCAUUUACAUCACAGGAGGAUUACAUUCAGAUUCUAUGCUAGAUCGCGCGUCGUCAAUUGUAGAGGGUUACGAUAUUAAAAAUAAGAAAUGGACGCGACUGGAUCGAUAUCCACAACAUAACUGGGAAUGUACAUGCGUGACGCUUUAUGUUCCUCGAUGCAGGGAGGAUAUGGAAGUUCUGCCGGAAGAUCGAACCACGAAAAAGUGCCAUUGAGUGAUAGUGUUAAAGUCAUAUGGUGUGUAUGUUUUUAUAUCGGAAACGCAUGGACUUGCCUUGAUAUUUUACUCGGGAAUUUCUGUUUACAAGAAAUGUAUAAAAGUAAUUUAAUAUUUAGAAGUAUUAUGUUUUAUUUUAUUUAAAUUUCUACUGAUUGUAAGUUUUUAAACCUUAUUUAAUUUAAUAAAAAAACAUUUAUUUAUUUA